GCGCACAAGCCUCAAGAUGGUACCAUAGAGAUAGAAAAAGUCUAUACAGGCUUUCUCAACCUUGGUGCCUCAAACGGUGUUGGGACUACGCUCCCCAUCAUACUUGAACGUCUGUUGUAGUCCAGCAGCGUCUGGAGAACCAAGGUUUGUCUGGAGAAAGCUGACCGAGAAUAACUUUAACGGCCAUUCUGAAAGGAGUUUGAGGCGGGUUCCUCCAGGCUCUGGAAGACGAACGGCGACGUCUUUACGUUUUCUUAUCUCUAUGCCGCACUUGGCCUGAGCAGCCCCCUCUCUUUGCUUCUCUCCGCAGAGAGCAAGCUCUGUAAAUGAGAGCGAAUCGAGCCAUCCUCGGGGCAUGGCCUGUUAAUUUAGGCCGCAGUUGUACUUGAAAGGAUAUGCUCAAAUAAAAAGGCAUAUAAUUCAGGUGUUGGGGGGGGAGUCUUAAUAUGAUCUAUGGUCAAAGAAUGUAUUGUGAAGAAAGACAUGGCUGCUUAAAUUUUUAAAAAAAUGUAAAACAUUUUACUCUGGAGUAAACAAACGACUUAAUUCAAAGCAAAGCAGGGCUCACUAGCACUUAAUCUUGAAAUUCUAUUUUCAGUGUAGAUGGGGCAACAAGUACACCAGGCCACUGAACUCUGCCGCUUUGUACUUAACCUAGAAUGAUUUCAGCUUUGGUGAGAACACGUACAGUGGAACCUUGGUUCUCGAACGGCUUAGUUGACGAACAAAUCGGAACCUGAAUGCUGCAAACCCGGAAAUAAGUGUUCCAGUUUGUGAAUUUUUUUCGGAAGCUGAAUGCUUCCAUUCUGAGUGCUUCCGCUGAGGACCCGUGCAACACGCUGGUGAUAUUUGGAGCUUAUAUUUGGCAAUUUUGUUUUUGCGACUUACUUGGCGAUUUUGUUUCUGCAACUUAUUUGGCGAUUUUGUUUCUGCGAGUAUUUUGGUUAAUUUGUUUUUGUGACUCUGUGGAACCCAGUUCAGCUACUGUAUUUUCAGGAGCCCCCUUGCAAUUUGAUUGUGUGACUGUGCGAAAAUGGAUAAAAGUUGCAAAGGCAAGAGAACCAUUAACAGAGCAACAAUAGAGGUGAAGAAGCAAAUUAUUUCCAAGCAUGAAAGUGGUGUCCGUGUAAGUGAUCUGGCAACGCAGUUUGGUAUGGCCAAAUCUACAAUUUGUACCAUCUUAAAAAACAAGGAAGCCAUUAAAGGAGCCAAUGUUGCAAAAGGUGUUAAAACACUCACAAGGCAACGAACACAGACAAUUGAAGAAGUGGAAAAACUGCUUUUAAUAUGGAUAAAAGAAAAACAGUUGGCCGGUGACAGCAUUUCUGAGAGCAUGAUUUGUGAAAAAGCUUUAUAUUUGCAUGCUGAACUCAUCAGAAACACCCCUGGAGCAAGUACUGAGGGUGAGGUUUUCAAGGCAAGUAGAGGUUGGUUUGAUAAUUUUAAGAGGAGAAGUGGCAUACACAGUGUGGUGAGACAUGGUGAAGCUGCCAGUGCCAACAAAUUGGAUGCUGACCGAUUUGUUUUGGAUUUUAAAGAUUAUGUUGAGUCACAGGGUUUCAUUCCCCAACAAGUUUUCAACUGUGAUGAGACAGGCCUCUUUCGGAAGAAAAUGCCAAAGAGGACCUACAUAACAAAGGAGGAGAAAUCAUUGCAAGUGAAAAGUGAUGAUGUGGAGGAGUUAGUGGAGGACCACAAGACUGAGCUCGCCACAGAAGAAGAACAAAACAUUCUGACGGAGCAGCAACAGGCGGCAACUGAGGAAAUACCUUCAGGGGAGGAGAGCAGAGAAAUUGUAUCUACUGCACUGAUCAAACAAAUGUGUGCAAAAUGGGCUGAAGUGCAAGGUUUUGUUGAAAAAUAUCACCCUGAUAAAGCUGCUGUAAGUCAUGCCACCAACACUUUCAAUGAUAAUGCUAUGUCUCACUUUAGACAAAUUUUAAAACAUCAGCAAAAGCAAAUCUCAACUGAAAAAAAAUUAGUGAGGAAAAGAAUCAGCAAGUCUGAACCAGGUGUCAGUGGUGUAAAAAAAACAAGGGAAGGAAUGGCAGGAGAGGUGUCACCAAUUGCGAUUCUGGGAGAGGACCCUGACCCCCCAUCCAAACAAUGACUAUCAUCCAUGAAGGUAAGGGAAAAAAUUACAUUUUCAUUUUUAUCUACAAUACUGUUUUAUUUAUUUUACAGUACAGCACAUUGUUUAUUACUUUCAUUUCAUGAAUCAAUGGUCUCGUUAGAUAAUAAAAUUCAUGUUAAAUUUCUGUUUUAGGGGUUGUUUUUAAAAGUCUGGUACAGAUUAAUCCUUUUUGCAUUAUUUUCUAUGGGAAAGAGUGCCUUGGUUUUCGAAUGUUUUGGAAGUCGAAUUAAGUUUGAGAACCAAGGUAACACUGUAUAUUCAGAUCAAUGGCCCUGUCAUGGGCUCCCACAUGACUCCACAGUAUGCCAACAUUUUCAUGACUGGUUAGAACAACACUUAGCUGCUGUCUCCAAAAAGUCUCACUUCUACCCAAGAUACAGUGGUGCCUCGCAAGACGAAAUUAAUCCGUUCCGCGAGUAUCUUCGUCUAGCGGUUUUUUCGUCUUGCGAAGCAACCCUAUUAGCGGCUUAGCGGAUUAGCGCUAUUAGCGGUUUAGCGGCUAUUAAAGGCUUAGCGGCUUAGAAAAAGGGGGGGAAGCGGAAAAAAAUCUCAAGACUCGCAAGACAUUUUCGUCUUGCGAAGCAAGCCCAUAGGGAAAUUCGUCCUGCGAAGCGCAUUGAAAAACGGAAACCCUUUCGUCUAGCGGGUUUUCCGUCUUGCGAGGCAUUCGUCUUGCGGGGCACCACUGUACAUGGGUUCCAUCUUUAUCACCUGAACAGGAGGUACUUAAUGCAGUUUCUAUAAGGCUUCAGUCAAUUCCACUGUGCCAACAACCUAAGACUAAGCCAGUCUUUGCAAGCAAUUCAGUUUCUGGACACGGCAAAAUAGCGCAACUUUCUGCAUUUCCUUUCCUUCUGACCUCACUGUUUACAAUUCCCUACUCCCUUCACUAUGUGUAUAUAUAGCUGCCACUCAGAAAAACACUUCAUACGUUUGAUGGCGUGGACUGUAACCCAUAAAAUCUUAAUGCAUUUGUUAGGCUUUAAGGUGCCACAAGACUCACUCUUGUUUUCUUUAUAAUCUAUUGCUAUCAAAGAUGGCAAACCUGGGGAUAAUUUGUGCUUAAAUUUAUGCCACACAGAAUGCAUAUUUCUCUCACAUGGAUUUGAUUUGGCUUCUUUUAGACUUAUAGUCCAGCUGUGUUUUAUCAGUGUGGACAUCCUAAUCUUUGUCAUACUCUAAAAGCUGCCAGAGCUGUUUUGACAUGCCCUAUAAACAGGCAGAUAUUAAACUUAUUGCUUUUGUACAUUUGCACCCUCAGACAAAUGAGAAAGCUUUAUUAGAAUUCCAUUCUGGCACCCACACUAAUUACUUUUCUUUCUAUGGGUAUUAAAAGUGGCAGACUGAGCUUUAUGAUAAUGAUCAUAUUUAAAGCAAGUGUAAACAUGGUCAUUCAAUUUUCCCUGGUUCACACACUGUCCUAUUCAUUUAUUGUCAGGAAAACAACUAUGCCUCAUUGUUCCAAAGCGAGCAAAUCUGGAAUUUGGGAUACUAACAAGGUUGGCAUUUGCUGAAUCAGCAUUGACAUUUCUUGUCACACAGCCAUCCAAUCAAAAAACAGUUCCAGAACAAAAAUGGAUAAAGGAAUGAAGUCCGCUGGAGGGCAGAGAAAAGCCUGAUGCUUAUUGUCAAUUUGAGCAUAUCCAAAAACAUUCAAUUCCUGGUUUAAACAUGAGUAAUACUGUUAUAAGAGUCACUCUACUGUUAGAAGAGUCACUCGAAUAACACAAAUGGAGUCCAGAGAGAAAAGAAAUUGGUAAUACUUUACUAGGGGAAACUGAACUAUACAGAAAUAUACAGAGAAGUUUCUUAAUUCAAUUCUAGUACAUAGGGAGGCAUACAAUUACACACAGGAGGAAACACCUUUGGACCUAACCAGCCAAUCAGAGCUUGAGUUACCACAGCAAGGAUUGUGCCAAUCUCACUGGUUGCUAGGCAACACCACCACCCGCUCUAGGUUGGCUAACUAAACAAUUAACCCUUCGGUUGCUAACUGAAUGAUCCCAGCUGUUGCACUUCUAAGAAAUGCAGUCUUGUAAAAAGCCAUGAAAUUCUGGGCAUUGUAGUUUGUUAAGGUUGCUGGUGAUGUUAGCUGUGUGAGAGGUAAACUACAGUGCCCAGAAUUUUUUGAGAGAAAGAAUGUGUUUCAAAUGUGCUUUAAAGUUAUAGUGCGUGCACAGCUUAGAUUAUUGUGAACAUAUCCUCUUAUUCCAUCAUACAAUUCAAGGCCAGUUGUAGGAGAUCCCUUUAUAAUAGGGGUGGGGAACCUAUGGUCCUUCAACUCCCAUCAGUCUAAGCCAGCAUGGCCAGUGUUUAGGAAUGAUAAGAGCUUGUUCACAGAGCAGACCAGGGGAGGUGCACAGAGGUCAGCAAGUUCUCCAUUCCUGCCUUGUAGGCGGUGUUUUGCCCCAGGCCUGAGAUUCCCCACCCAGCUUUUAGAUUGUACACCUGCCCUGGUCUGCUCUAUGAACAAGCUGCAAUCAGUACAGGAAUCAGAUGUGUUUCACAUGUGCCUGACAUUUAAAAAAAAAACCAUUCUAGAAGUCUCUUUAUUGCAAAUAUUGCAAUAAUUAGAACAAUUAGAUACACAGCCUCUCAUUUGCAGAAGUUAAUGGGUAUCUAUGGCACAGAUUAUUGAAGUCUGUUUGGCAACAGAAAUGUGAUCAUGAUUAGGUCUGUGGUUUCAAUAAGAUUACUCUGACAUAAUGCGUUUUGAUAACCUUUGAUGGUGGUUGGAUUUUAAGACAUUUGAGGGCUUGCACUGUUUUCACUAAUGUAAGUAAGGUUUUAAAUUUCUACAGUAAACGUGAAAGAGUUGUGCAGUUUGUGUUCACUUAUGUUUGCAUUGCAUGUAAAGGUUUCUGGCAGAACAUAAAUGGCUGUUGUGUCUUACAGCUUUACACAAACUAGUGCCUAGCCCUGAACUGGUACUAAGUAAUUGAAAGGGGAGAAACCAACACCCCAAAGGUGGAGGACUUUGAGGUCCAUGCUGGAUCGCCUGGAAUGAGUGCUGAGGAUCCCCUUGACAGGCUGUCUGGUGAGAAACUGUCUGAAGAACCCUUUGAGCUGUCAGAAGAAGAGACUGAGCCAGCCCUCAGUCCUGAAUAACUCUGGCACCAAUUGGCCUGGGCACAGACUGAAGAGCAAUGACAUAGCAUGGGUCUACAGACCCAGAUGUACAUGGUAAGCAAUUUUUGGAACUCCUUUACUACCAGCAGCUGGGGUUAGGGUGUUAUGUAUGAGUCUCACACAUUAGCCUUCUAGUUGUAGGAAACAACACAGAUAUCCCUUCUUGUUUGUGGGAUCCUUAGUCCUUCUUCCAAUUCCCUCACCUUGCUGAAUUCACUGUGAUGUUGAACAUGGGUUUUGAUCACAUUUUGGACCUAGCCUGAUUCUCUGUGCUAGACUUUGGCUCAAGACCAUAGCCCCCCAAGGGCAUGCCCUGCAGCGUGACAGUUGUUUCAUUUAACCAGUGUCCUUAGUACCGUAAUUCAUAUCUAUCCACUGGUAUGUUGCAAAUGCCACCACUAUUGCAUCAUUUGGUGUUAAACAGUGACCAGCAUCACGUGCUCUUUGACCUGAUAUAACAAUUCCUUGAGAUAGUCACAGAAGGAAACGUUUGCAGUGCAAUCCUGUACAAUUCAACUCAGAAAUAUGCCUCACUGCAUUCAGUGGGGCUUACAGGUAAAGGUCUAUAGGAGAGCAACCUCAUUUAACUAAACUUUAAUUCAUAAAGUAACACCCCUCCCCAAAAAGCCCCCCAGGUUUCAAAACUUAUUUGUUCAUUGUUAGUUCUUUUUCACAUUGUUUUGUGCGGCAACUUCUUAUUUAAUUCUACAGAAAUGCAAUCAAGGUUAUGGUUUGAAGGCAUGUAGGGCCAUCAUCUUGCUGAAACUAAACUGGUGGGGGUCCAGCCAGCACCUACAUGAGAGAUUUCAUGAAGCUUAUGACUCUAUUGUGGGCAGCUUAAGACUCUGAUUCAAAGAACAUCAUCCUCAGAAAAUACAUUUAUCUAUUGUAAAUGUAUUUUAUCAAACUAAUAAGACAAUUGAUAACAUUCCCCCCUCAAAACACUUUGCUUUUACACUGAAAACACCCCCACUUGAUUUGUUGAGCCACAGUUUAUGUUGUUUGUCAUAUGAAAACAUCCACCAUAGUUUCAUAAUUACAGUCGCUAUGAAGAGGCUGCCAAGAAAUGCUUUCUUGGUUGCAGGGGCUCAUGAGAGCAGCAUACCUUGUGGACUGGCAUGGAAAAUAUGCCAAUCUCAAGGAAGCCACCAGGAAUGCACAGGAAGCAGCAGCAACCUCACAGCAACCAAGUAUGAGUACUGGUUAUAUAAUGCAUAAAAAGGCCAUAAUUACUUGUUUUUAAAGUCUGUUAUUUUAUUGGUAUUCUCCUAUGAAUGUUUUACAUAACUUUAUGUAAACUGCUUAGAGCUGUUUUGGUUAGGUGGCAUACAAUCUUGUUAAAUAAAUACAUGAAUUUAAGCAAGGCCUAUUAGGAUUUGUAUACUGAAGCCAUUUAAAACAAUGGAAACAUGCAAUGUAUUUUGCUGUG
This is a messenger RNA of Podarcis lilfordi (Lilford's wall lizard), 6692 nucleotides long. The record is from the annotation of a GenBank genome assembly. Lineage: Eukaryota; Metazoa; Chordata; Lepidosauria; Squamata; Lacertidae.